CAAAUGUAGUUCGCUUUAGUGAACAACUUAAUAGACAUAUUCGAUCUAAUGAUAUGAUCCUCACCAUCCGUGAAAAACUUGACCACCUUGAAGGAUAUUUGAGAAUCCUGGCCCUGCAUAUACUAAAUAUCACUCCUGUAUCCAGCUCUAAUGAUUCAUCCAAUUAA
Molecule: messenger RNA, 167 nt
Organism: Funneliformis mosseae
Lineage: Eukaryota; Fungi; Glomeromycota; Glomeromycetes; Glomerales; Glomeraceae
Source: the annotation of a GenBank genome assembly